Messenger RNA from Diversispora eburnea, 456 nucleotides. The record is from the annotation of a GenBank genome assembly. Lineage: Eukaryota; Fungi; Glomeromycota; Glomeromycetes; Diversisporales; Diversisporaceae.
AUGUCAACGACCACCACUUACACAACCACCUUCUCGAUCGCGGUCGUGUCCUGGCAGAUAGCUUCGGGAAAUAACCCAUCUACCACAUUACUUUAUAACGACGAAUCAGUGGUAGCAUUCGAUGACAUAUCACCAGCUGCAGAGUAUCAUUUUCUUGUAAUUCCCAAAAAACAUAUCAAAAACAUUAAUGAAUUUAAAAAAGACGAUGUGGAGUUGGUGAAAAAAAUGAAAGAAAUAGGAUUAAGAAUUAUUUCCGAAAAACUUGGUGAAUCGAAGUCUUCGAUUACUUCGACAGAAUACUUGAUCGGAUUUGUUUCACCACCAUUUAAUACAGUACCACAUGUUCAUAUGCAUGUUUUCACAAAACCUAUAACCUGUUGGUGGCCGAGAUCAAUGACAUUCGGAAAUUGGAUAUUUAAGAAUGUCGAUGAAUUCAUUGAUGAAAUAGAUAAUUAA